Molecule: messenger RNA, 339 nt
Organism: Alternaria arborescens
Lineage: Eukaryota; Fungi; Ascomycota; Dothideomycetes; Pleosporales; Pleosporaceae
Exons: 2
Coding region: 1-339 (112 amino acids)
Source: RefSeq, a predicted model, not a curated record
AUGCAGAGUGCAACGAAUACUGCAGAUGCGACCACGACUACCCCCAAUGCCCCCACUGCCCUUAGGUCAGAAUCACCAAAUGGCGGCUUCACGCCGCAUGAGGACUUUGACAUCUCCAUUAUCUGGCAAAACUUGGAUGUUCGGAGCGACUUUUCCAUAAUUCGCAAGAAGUCGCGGGGACCGAUUGAGAGGAUCAUGGUCGACUUUGCAAAAGUGCUGGAGAGUGGCCUGUUUGAGGUGGUGAGUGUGAAUGCGAGUAAGCAUCUUUUCUGUGUAACGGUGUACUGUGAAAAGAACAAAGAUGAGGGGGUGUCGGAUGAGAUUUGGAAAGUACUAUAG